GUACCUUUAUUUUUUCAUUCCAUCUUAACUUCUCUUCAUCAUUUCUUCCAAAAGAGUGAAGGCUAUCAUUUUAGAGUUUCAGCUUCAUUUAUCCAAUAUGGAUUUUCAUCUUGUUCACAUCAUUACUUUUUUCAUGCUUGUGGUAGGGGCAACUAAUGCUGUAAUGUUACCUCCUCAACUUUACUGGAAGUCCAUGCUUCCCAACUCUCCAAUGCCAAAAGCCAUCACUAAUCUGCUACACCCUGCUGGAUAUUGGAGUGAAGAGAAAGGAACUUGGGUGGAUGUAGGCAAGGGUGGUGUGGAUGUUGGAGUCAGAAAGGGCUACUAUGAAGGAGGUGGCACUGAUGUGAAUGUUGGAGUUGGACGUUCUCCAUUUAUUUAUAAUUAUGCUGCAAGUGAGACUCAAUUACAUGAUAAACCAAAUGUAGCACUCUUCUUUCUGGAAAAGGACCUGCAUCAUGGAACAAAACUGAACUUGCAAUUCUCUAAGACCACUUCAAAUGCAGCCACAUUCUUGCCGCGCCAAGUUGCUAAUUCAAUACCCUUUUCAUCAAACAAGAUGGAAUACAUAAUCAACAAGUUAAACAUCAAGAAAGGGUCAAAGGGUGUUCAGAUUGUGAAGAACACCAUCAGUGAGUGUGAAGAGCAAGGGAUCAAAGGAGAGGAAAAGGUUUGUGUAACAUCAUUGGAGUCUAUGGUUGAUUUCACGACUUCUAAACUUGGUAAAAAUGUUGAGGCUGUUUCAACAGAAGUGAACAAAGAAAGUAAUUUACAACAAUAUACAAUAGCAUCUGGAGUGAAGAAGUUGGGUGAGAAGAACAAAGCUGUUGUGUGUCACAAAGAGAAUUACCCUUAUGCAGUGUUUUACUGUCACAAAACAGAUACAACUAAAGCUUACUCUGUGCCUUUGGAGGGUGCUGAUGGAAGCAGAGUUAAAGCUAUUGCUGUGUGUCACACUGAUACAUCAGAAUGGAACCCAAAACAUUUGGCAUUUCAAGUACUCAAAGUUCAACCUGGGACUGUUCCAGUUUGUCACCUCCUACCUGAGGAUCAUGUUGUUUGGAUUCGCAAGUAGAAACAAACAAAUCCUAUUGGUGACAUCCAAGAAUAGUUACACAGUUUUUAUAGUAUAAAAUAAACUGUGAAACUGAUUCUAGGAUUUUACAACUAUCACUUUGUUUUACUUUCAGUUUUAAGUAUUUUACAUUUGCUAUGAUGGAUUAUUACAAGUGUGCUAUUUGUUUUACUUUUACAGUUUUAGGUAAGAUAUAUUUGCUAUGAUGUAUUACAUGUGUGUUAAUUUAUGAUAUAGUGAAGCUUUUCAUUUGGGUGAAAAUCAGUGAUUUUCAUAUUGAACUUUAA
Molecule: messenger RNA, 1362 nt
Organism: Medicago truncatula (barrel medic)
Lineage: Eukaryota; Viridiplantae; Streptophyta; Magnoliopsida; Fabales; Fabaceae
Product: BURP domain protein RD22
Exons: 3
Coding region: 98-1075 (325 amino acids)
Source: RefSeq, a predicted model, not a curated record